This is a messenger RNA of Dicentrarchus labrax (European seabass), 1183 nucleotides long. RefSeq names its product hydroxyacyl-CoA dehydrogenase (gene hadh). The record is from RefSeq and is a predicted model, not a curated record. Gene Ontology annotation, cellular component: mitochondrion. Bases 62 to 991 code for a protein of 309 amino acids. Gene Ontology annotation, molecular function: NAD+ binding; (3S)-3-hydroxyacyl-CoA dehydrogenase (NAD+) activity. Gene Ontology annotation, biological process: fatty acid beta-oxidation. The transcript has 8 exons. NCBI's taxonomy places the organism in Eukaryota, Metazoa, Chordata, Actinopteri, Moronidae.
GGACACAAAAAAAAAUCGGAGCCUGUUUCAGUGCAGAAGUCCUGUAUCAGGUUAAUACAACAUGGCUUUCUUCUCUCACCAAGUCUGCAGAGGUUUCUCCUCUUCGGCCGUCAGGAAUGUCGUUAUCAAGCAUGUAACGAUCAUCGGAAGUGGUCAGAUGGGUGCAGGGAUUGCGCAGGUUGCUGCAUCAACUGGCCACUCAGUGACGCUGGUGGAUACAAGCGACGACAUCCUUAAAAAGUCUGUCAAAGGAAUUGAAGGGAGCCUAAGAAGAGUGGUGAAGAAGAAGUUUGCUGAUAAGCCAGAGGCAGGUGAAGAGUUCAUCCAGAAAGUCCUGCAGAAUGUGUCAACCUCCACAGAUGCUGGAUCUGUAGUCCAGGGCUCGGAUCUUGUGCUGGAGGCAAUUGUGGAAAAUCUUAAAAUCAAACAGGAUAUCUUUGGUCAGCUUGACAAGGUGGCACCACAACACACCAUCUUUGCCAGCAACACAUCCUCCCUGCCCAUCUCUGACAUCGCCAGCUCCACCAGCAGGCUGGACAGAUUUGGCGGCCUUCACUUCUUCAACCCAGUCCCUAUGAUGAAGCUUGUAGAGGUCAUUGGAACCUCAGCAACAAGCCAAGAGACUUUUGAUUCCCUGCUGAACUUCAGCAAAGUGCUCGGAAAAACGCCAGUGUCCUGCAAGGACACACCAGGAUUCAUUGUAAACCGCCUGCUUGUUCCCUACAUAAUGGAGGCCGUCCGGUUGCAUGAGAGAGGUCAUGGAUCCAAAGAGGACAUCGAUAUUGCCAUGAAACUCGGUGCAGGUUAUCCCAUGGGCCCCCUUGAGCUAGCUGACUUUGUGGGACUAGACACAGCAAAGUUUAUCAUUGAUGGGUGGUCUGCAAUGGAUCCCAGCAACCCACUCUUCGCCCCGAGCGAACUGUUGAACAAGAAAGUUGCAGAGGGAAAAUUGGGCAGAAAGACAGGAGAAGGAUUCUACAAGUACAAGUAAUUUAGUGUUGCAGUGUUUUCAGAAAAUAAGCCAUCUAACAAGGACUAAUAUGAUACAGAAAUAUAAAAAGUGCCUGUGCCUUCUACACUGAAGGUCAACUUUUGCCUGUCAGUCCAUUGUCUAAUGGACGUCCACUGAUUUACAUCUUUGUUUGUGAAGAAAUUAAUUCUGAUUAAAUAGACUUUUCAAAUA